CUUUGUGGUGCAUUCGGCAGCUGGCGCAGGGCGGCUCACGCACACGGCGGGCGGCUCGUCCCCGACACCCCGCGCUCGCCACAACCCGCAGCCUCCCGGCCGCCGGCACCGCCUGCCCACGCCGCGGGCUCCCACCGACACGGUCCCUGCCGGCCCAUGAAGUGACCCGGGCGGGUGGCACAGCCCCUGCUCCUGCCGUAGCCACCACUGCCACACCAGGCACUGAGGUCUGCUGGCCAUGGGCAACCUGAUAAAGGUAUUGGGCAAAGAUUUAGAAAACUGUCCUCAUUUUUUCCUGGAUUUUGAAAAUGCGCAGCCGACGGAGGCCGAGACUGCGGUGUGGAACCAGGUGAACGCCGUGCUGGAGGAGGCACAGACCAUCCUGGCCGAGCUGCAGUCCUACACGGGCGCCGGGCAGGAGAUCCGAGAGGCCAUCCAAAACCCCGGGGACCUGCGGCUGCAGGAGCGCGCCUGGAGCGCCGUGUGCCCCCUGGUCGCCAAGCUGAAACGCUUCUACGAGUUCUCGCUGCGGCUGGAGAACGCCCUGCGGAGCCUGCUGGAGGCUCUCACCAGCCCCCCCUACGCCCCGACCCAGCACCUGGAGCGGGAGCAAGCCCUGGCCAAGCAGUUCGCCGAGAUCCUGCACUUCACCCUCAGCUUCGAUGAGCUCAAGAUGACCAACCCUGCCAUCCAGAACGAUUUCAGCUACUACAGACGCACCAUCAGCCGGAAUCGCAUCAACAACCUGCAGCUGGAUGCAGAGAGUGAGGUGAACAAUGAGAUGGCCAACAGGAUGUCCCUCUUCUACGCCGAGGCCACCCCCAUGCUGAAAACGCUCAGCAAUGCCACCACCAAGUUCGUCUCAGAGAACAAGACCCUCCCCAUCGAGGACACCACUGACUGCCUGAGCACCAUGGCCUGCGUGUGCAGGGUGAUGCUGGAGACCCCGGAGUACCGGAGCCGCUUCACCAACACCGAGACCCUGCUCUUCUGCAUGAGGGUGAUGGUUGGGGUCAUCAUCCUCUACGACCACGUCCACCCCGUGGGGGCCUUCGCCAAGACCUCCAAGAUCGAUAUGAAAGGCUGCAUUAAAGUCUUGAAAGACCAACCCUCAACCAGCACCGAGGGGCUCCUGAACGCUCUGAGGUACACCACCCGGCACCUCAACGAUGACACCACGUCCAAACAGAUCCGGGCCCUGCUGCAGUGAGCGCGGGGCGGCCGCGGGAGCCGCAGUCACCGUGUCACCGACGCCCAUGACCAUACAGCUCAUUUUGUACACAGGGAAAAGGGACAGCGAGGAAUGCACAGAAACACUGAAAGAGAAUCCAAACGGCCCCAGGCCGCCCUCCCCCUCCCUUCCCACCCCCAAAUCAGCACCCGCUCCUGGACACGAGGCGUGGUGGCACCGUGGGGACACUGUGCCAGGGGGGGCCGGGGCAAGGGAAGCGCUGCUGGGGCUGGCAGCAGGGUGCCCAUGGCACGGGGGCACCUUGGGGAGGGGGCAGGCGCUGCCCCUGUCCCCAUCCUGGUCCCCGAGCGAGGAGGAGGGAGAGGAUGAGGAGGAGAAGGAGAAGGAAGAAGAAUCCUUGUGGAUCUGCACUGACUCUGGAGGAAACGGCUCAGUCUCACCCGGUAGAUUUUUACUAUGAGCAAUUAAAUCCACACUCACCUCUUCUUUUCUACAUUUUUUUUUUUUGGGGUGUGAAAUAAAAUGACAUUUAAUCUGUU
This is a messenger RNA of Catharus ustulatus (Swainson's thrush), 1731 nucleotides long. RefSeq names its product CYFIP-related Rac1 interactor A-like. The transcript has 12 exons. Bases 239 to 1210 code for a protein of 323 amino acids. Gene Ontology annotation, biological process: regulation of actin filament polymerization. The record is from RefSeq and is a predicted model, not a curated record. Gene Ontology annotation, molecular function: small GTPase binding. Lineage: Eukaryota; Metazoa; Chordata; Aves; Passeriformes; Turdidae.